GUUGUGUUGAACAGACGCAAGGACUUCCUUUCUAGGUAGAUGACUGUUUUGAAAGCAGAAGGGCGAGUAGAUACAUAAGUCCAGGCCAUGGCAGGCACCUUAUACCCACAACUGCUGCUGUCGAGGCAGUACUGCAGAGUUAUCUCUGUGAUUCACUCGCAAAUUCACACCAGCAGUGGGUUGGCCUUUAAAGAUCACUACAAAGUUCUUGUGCUCGGUGGUGGGAGUGGUGGCAUAGCAAUGGCUGCACGUAUGAAAAGAAAGGUUGGUGCGGAAAAUGUGGCCAUCGUGGAGCCCAGUGAGAUGCAUUAUUAUCAACCUAUUUGGACAUUAGUUGGUGCAGGGGCUAAAAAAGUUGCCUCCUCUGGACGACCAACAGCUAGUGUUAUACCUUCAGGUGUGAUGUGGGUCAAGUCAAAGGUGGCAGAGUUUGAUUCUCAGAACAACACUGUUUGGAUGGACUCUGGGAAAAAGAUUUCCUAUGACUAUCUGAUUGUUGCUCUGGGUCUUGAGUUGCAUUAUGAAAAGAUCAAGGGCCUGCCAGAAGGCUUUGAACAUCCCAAAAUUGGUUCAAACUACUCUCUGCAAACGGUGGAAAAGACAUGGAAUGCCUUGAAGAACUUCAAGGAGGGCAAUGCUGUGUUUACUUUCCCAAACACUCCCAUCAAAUGUGCUGGAGCUCCUCAAAAAAUCAUGUAUCUCUCUGAUGCCUUCCUGAGAAAGACAGGAAAAAGGUCCAAAGCCAACAUUAUUUUCAAUACCUCCUUGCCGGUGCUGUUUGGGGUCAAGAAAUAUGCAGAUGCCUUGUGGGAGAUUGUGAAGAGUCGUGACCUUAAUGUAAACCUCAGACAUAACCUCAUUGAGGUCAGGGCCGACAAACGGGAGGCAGUUUUUGAGAAUCUUGACAAACCUGGAGAAACAAAGGUUUUAGAGUACGAGUUACUCCACGUUACCCCUCCGAUGGGACCACCUGCCGUGCUGAAAGGCUCUUCGCUAGAGGAUGCAGACGGCUGGCUAGAUCUAAAUAAGGACACCCUUCAGCAUAUGAAGUACUCCAAUGUAUUUGGUAUUGGAGACUGCACCAACCUACCCACAUCCAAAACGGCAGCAGCAGUUGCCGCACAGUCUGCAGUGCUUGACCGAACUGUCAGCAGAAUUCUGAAGAAACAGAUGCCAGAUAAGACAUAUAAUGGCUACACCUCUUGCCCUCUGGUUACAAGCUACAACACGGUCAUCUUGGCAGAAUUUGAUUACGACGGGCAACCCCUGGAGACCUUCCCUGUGGACCAGAGUAAAGAGAGCAGGAUCAUGUACCACAUGAAAGCCGAUGUGAUGCCUCAUCUCUAUUGGCAUGGACUUCUCAAGGGAAUUUGGGGAGGCCCAGGACCGUACCGGACAAUCAUGCAUCUGGGAAUGAAAUAGAGCAUUUUACAUGGGAACAGACAAAAUGUAUUAUUUUACAUUAUUAAAGGGUACAAAGUGUUUGAUAAAUUGUGACAGUCCAGUGUUUAGGAUAAGGAGCCUGUUUAGAAUUUCUAGUUGUUGAUGCUUACUUGCUUAGUAGCAUUGAGAGUUGCUUGCAAUAUCAUACAGGUUAGUAUGCACAAUAUUUGAAUGUGGUGCUGUAUUAUAGCAUUUUGCUAUGGCCACAUAAAAUGCCAUAAUCAAUGUCCUUGUCAUUGAAAUUACAUCCUACUUAUUACGAGCUGUCCUUGAUUAACUAUUCAUAUAUCUAUCUUACAGAAAUAUCUUGUAUAAAUAUGGAAAUAAAGAUCAUAUUCUUUAUGAA
Myxocyprinus asiaticus (Chinese sucker) is the source of this 1789-nucleotide messenger RNA. RefSeq names its product sulfide:quinone oxidoreductase, mitochondrial-like. The record is from RefSeq and is a predicted model, not a curated record. Lineage: Eukaryota; Metazoa; Chordata; Actinopteri; Cypriniformes; Catostomidae. The transcript has 10 exons. The coding region runs from base 88 to 1422 and encodes 444 amino acids. Gene Ontology annotation, cellular component: mitochondrion. Gene Ontology annotation, molecular function: FAD binding; sulfide:quinone oxidoreductase activity.